AUGACCGAACAGGUGAUUGGAGCCAACAGUGUACCCGGCAUUAUUGCCCCAGGCAGUGUUCACAUCAUCCAGCCCAGCUACCCCGUGGCCUCUGGAAGUCAUCUGCAGCCUUCAGGGGUGACCACUUAUUCAAUCUCACCAAAAGUAAUCCAGUGUGAUACAGGAAGAGCAAACUUACAGAAUCUACUCGUGGUGAGCCAGAACCCCGUGGCAGGUGCACAGAGUCAACCCAUUGGGUAUCAGCGACCGUAUCCGGUGGGAACAGCCAGUUUGCAGACUGUGCCUGGAGUGAUCCAAUACACACAGGGAACAACAAAUCUCCAGACAUGGCCUGGAGACCCUCAGAAUCCUCCAAAUGCUAACCCUGGGCUGACACACACCUCAGACUCAUCCCAGUGGAACACAUCAUUUGCAUCAUUUACUGCAUUUAAUCCCAAGAAAUUCAUAAAGGAGGAGGUCAGAACAUUAGGGGCCAUCCAGAUCCUCAUCGGCCUGACGCACAUUUUCUCUGCAAUUAACCCUGUGCUGUAUUACUAUUUUUCUGUGACCUGGGUGUCAGGCUACUCGCUCUGGGGAGGAUUAUCCUAUAUUAUAUCUGGAUCCCUCUCAGUAUGGGCUGCAAAGGACCCCAGUCCUUGUGUGAUGAACAGCAGCAUCAGCUUGAACAUCAUCAGUUCAUUAUUCGCCUUUGCCGGGAUCUUCAUUAUCAUUACAGAUCUUAUCCUUUACUAUGUGACGACAUAUUCAAAAGCAGUUUCUGGUGGUCUUCUCCCCUUUGCCCUCCUGGAGUUCAUCCUCACUUGUGUGGUCUCACAUUUUGGGUGCCAGGCUACCUGCUGCAAACAACUUGAGAAUGUGACAGUGAUUCCAACUGUAUUCAGUUUGAACCCAGCCAAUACCGCCACCAGCCCUGUCAACACCACCACCAGCCCUGUCAAUGUUACUGCUGGUCCUGUCAAUGCUACCAUCGGCCCUGUCAAUGUGACCACUGGCCCUGUUAACACUACCACUGGCCCUGCCAAAACUACCACCAGUUCUGUCAAUGCUAUCCACACCAACAAUGUACCCCCUGAACCCUCAUACCAAGAAAUAGCUGAUUUGCACAGAGAUAGAUGACAUGGGAUGCCUGUCUCAACGACAAGGGGAUACACUGCAGCAGUAUCUUUCCUUCUCCCUGAAACUUCCAUGACCAUGACCCUAGCCUUGUUGCCAGAUGGAAAUGAAAAAGCAUUUCCUCUCCUCUUCACUCCUAAGCUUCAUUUUUGCUUGUUAUUGAUGCCUUUUUUUCAUUCAUAAAUAAUUUUCCUUUGA
Rhinopithecus roxellana (golden snub-nosed monkey) is the source of this 1311-nucleotide messenger RNA. RefSeq names its product membrane spanning 4-domains A18 (gene MS4A18). Gene Ontology annotation, cellular component: plasma membrane. The record is from RefSeq and is a predicted model, not a curated record. The coding region runs from base 1 to 1116 and encodes 371 amino acids. Gene Ontology annotation, biological process: cell surface receptor signaling pathway. NCBI's taxonomy places the organism in Eukaryota, Metazoa, Chordata, Mammalia, Primates, Cercopithecidae. The transcript is spliced from 6 exons.